Messenger RNA from Lytechinus pictus (painted urchin), 5746 nucleotides. Its product is annotated as dynein assembly factor with WD repeat domains 1-like. The transcript has 11 exons. Bases 129 to 1376 code for a protein of 415 amino acids. Lineage: Eukaryota; Metazoa; Echinodermata; Echinoidea; Temnopleuroida; Toxopneustidae. The record is from RefSeq and is a predicted model, not a curated record. Gene Ontology annotation, molecular function: protein binding.
CCUUUUUUGCGGAUACCGUACAUUUACUAGAUGCAAUUAUUUUGCAUUGGCGCCGUAUCACCAGGGACGCAGAAAACGGUCAAUACUUCCAACUAAUUUGAUAUUUUGGAGUUUGCCAGAAAAAAACCAUGCGUCUAAAAAGAUUUUUGCUUCGCUACUAUCCUCCUGGAAUCAUCUUGGAGUAUGAACAAUCUCACAUGCUGAAAAACAAAUCCAUUGAUCUCUUAGACCUUAAGGCAGAUAGUGACAUCGACCCCAUACUAGAUGAGAUAGUUCGUAAAGAACCGCUGGUGACGCCUAACAGGACGGACCAAGUCAGGCAGCUGAUAGAGAGAUUACAGGAAAAACUUGCCAAACCGGAUGAUCACAAGUUCUACCUCUUCAAGGUUCUAAGAGCACACAUCCUCCCUCUGACAAAUGUUGCAUUCAACAAGUCAGGAUCCAACUUCAUCACAGGCAGCUAUGACAGAACAUGCAAAGUGUGGGACACGGCAUCGGGGGAGGAACUCCACACAUUGGAAGGGCACAGAAAUGUAGUCUAUGCCAUUGCAUUUAAUAAUCCUUAUGGAGACAAGAUUGCAACCGGCUCUUUUGAUAAGACAUGCAAGCUUUGGAGCUCCGAGACAGGCAAAUGCUACCACACACUCCGAGGCCACACAGCUGAAAUAGUUUGCCUAGCAUUCAACCCACAGAGUACAGUGAUAGCUACAGGUAGCAUGGACACUACGGCUAAAUUAUGGGAUAUCAAGACUGGAGCCGAGACUAAUACACUGUCUGGUCACUCAGCAGAAAUCAUCUCUCUAUCUUUCAAUACCAUGGGUGAUAAAGUCAUAACAGGUUCAUUCGAUCACACAGUCUCGGUUUGGGAUGUACAUACAGGAAGACGUAUCCACACUCUGAUUGGCCACCGUGGUGAGAUCAGCUCCGCCCAGUUCAACUACGAUUGUUCUCUCAUCGUGACUGGAUCCAUGGAUAAGACGUGUAAGAUAUGGGACGCAGCGACGGGAAAGUGCGUUGGUAACCUCCGUGGACAUGAAGACGAGAUCCUGGAUGUAGUCUUUGACUUCACUGGACAGUAUAUUGCCUCUGCAUCAGCAGACAGUACUGCAAGGGUAUACAAUGCUGUAACACAUAGCUGCAUAUGCAAAUUAGAUGGACAUGCCGGAGAAAUUUCAAAGAUUGCAUUCAACCCGCAAGGGACUAAGCUCCUAACAGCGAGCGCCGAUAAGACGGCUAAGGUAUGGGACCCUAAAGCCGGUACUUGCCUUCAAACCCUAGAGGGCCAUACAGACGAGAUAUUCAGUUGUGCUUUCAACUAUGAAGGGGAUACAGUUAUUACAGGAAGCAAAGACAAUACUUGUAGGAUCUGGCGAUGAGGAUGCUGAUGGUCCUGCAUUACUUUGUAUACCCUCUAACGAUCCUGUUCCUCCUUCAUUGGCUUACCCAGAUCCAGGGAGAAAAGUAAUUCCUCUCCCUCUUCAUCUGGUAGAUUGGUCAAGAACCUCCAAAACAAGAAACUUCACAAAAGAGGUUCUUAACCAUGAGCCAGCAUAUAAUUCUGGGGAGCAUUGCAUGAACAGGUUUGUUAGUGAUUUUCACUACCUACUUUGCUCUCAUCCAAUCAAAUGCAAGGAUUUGCAGUAGCUUGUAACACCAGCCUGUGAAAAUCACAUAAUGUUUGAUUCAUGAAAUUCUACCCUGGGAAGGAUUCAAGAUUUUCUGUAACAGGGGAUAUUUCCUAUGUCUACUCAUUCUAAUUUUCAUUUUGUAUUGGACCAAAUAAGAUUGUGAGAGGUGUUUUGCAGUUUAUAUGGGUAAUUGCUUACAGAUUGUGUGCGAAGCACCCAGUGUCUUUAAGCAAGUUUUGUUGAUGGUAUUCCACCUUGAUUACCUUAGCAUACAUGGAUGUAGAAUCAGCUCUAACUGUUUUUGCAACCCAGCUAGAAUUCAUGAUCGGCAGGUGAAGGUCACAAAUUUUUUCUAGUAGUAUAAUUAUUUUUGUUGUAAUGCUUUGAUGAACAGUGGAGAAUGGAUAAUUGUCUAAAACACAAAAUACAGACAAUCAAUGUUACAUAGGGUAUGAUUAUGUUUUGAGCGAUGGUAUUAUAUCCUUUUGUUUACUGACAUCACAAGUAUGUUAUUACCUGGUCAAUAGUUUGACUUGUGGAAGUUGUUUUAAAGUGUACUUACUUGAAUGUAGAACUUUGAAGUUUAAUAACAUUGUUUGUUGUCUGCUCCAUCCCAUCUCAAGUAUGGAUCAAACUUGAUUAGAUAAUUCUCAAAAUCUUUUCUUGGGAUAAAAUUGCAAGGGUUAUAUAACUUUUCUGAUGCAUGGUCUCAUCUUAUUCUUUCCAGUAGAAAAAUCAGUGUAUGUGGUAUGUGAGAGAAUAUUCUAUAGCCAUUGUCGAUAGUAUAGCCCUAAUCAAAUGAAUGAGAUGUAGGAUAAGUGUGUGAAAAUAAAAAUUACAUUUGAAGUAGUAGAUUCGUUGAUUCUAGGAUUAUCAUGAUAAAUCACCUUAUUUAGUUCAUACUGCAAGAAAUAUGAAAUGAAGAUAAAAUAUAAAUGCAUGCAUGAAUGAAUGAGUGAGUGAGUGGAUUGAUAGAUGGUUGGAUAGAUGGAUGAAGUAAUUAAUUAAUUAAUGAACGCAUGAAUUUCAUCUUUGACUGGAUACCGUAUGGCAAAACUAUAAUAGAUCAUUUCUUUCAUUUCUCACUUUGAAAGAUGUUUUUUUCUUGAUUAGUGAGUGAAUAAAUAAAUGUAAUGAAUGAACGGAAAGCAAUCAGUCAAUCAAUUGUUGGAUAAGUACUUAAUAAAAUCAUGCUUAUGUUUGUUGUUCUCAUGCGAGGUGCAUUUAGCUGCAUUUGAUUAUAUGCCUUGAUAUAUCCAUCUCCUUCCAAUCUUAUAUGAUACACAAUCUGUGGGAUGCAUUCCUUAAAACAUCUCGGCCCGUUUCAUAAAAGUUACUAUCAUGGUUACUUUGCCAUCCAAAGGUAACUACCACAGAAACAAUGCUCCACAGCAAAUCAGAUUCAAAUAUUUUAUCGUAGUUGCCAUUGGACAACAAGGGGGUUACCAUCAUGGUGAUUUUCAUGUAACAGGGCCCUUGUCAUUGAUUUUAUAGUUACAAAUUUAAUCCCAGCCAAUCAUGUCAAAGGAUUUCAGUAGCUUAUAACAGUUGUGAAUUUCACAGACACGAUUCCUUAUGGAAUGCUCCCCCACCUUCUCAUCCCUCCACUUUCAUUAUACACACAAAUAUGUAUUCAUAUAUAAAAUUAUGUAAUCAGGCUAUUAUACACUAUGCAUAUACUUUUGUACAUCUUCACUCAUUUCUGCUUACAUGUAUUCUUCGUGCCUCGUUGCAAUUAUCAGAGAUAGAUUUGAGGCCAUCCUCAUGGCUGUUUUUGUAUAUGCAGGCCUCAGCAUUGGUCUAAAUCACAUGUAAAACUCUGUGGGAGAAACUUGUAUUCAGCUGCCUUGCGACUUAAACAUCCCUGUUGAUUAUAUAACGAAGCAAGCCAAUUCUAAUCCAUCCAUUUUGUACUGAUAUGUGUUUAGUUCUCAAGUAGUAUCAUCACUAUCGUGUAGAAGGCGCACCCAUAUUCUUCUGUGGGGAUAUGCCUGGUUCUGAACCACACAGACUUGGGCCUGUAUUCUGAUAGCAGGUUUAACUCAGGUUUAAAGUUGUGGUUUAAGUAUGGAAAGCCAAUUGUUACAUAAAUCACUAACAGUAGAGAUAUCAUACUUCAGCUCAUUUGGUUCUCAAAUCAUUCAUAAUUGUCAAGGAAGUAUAAAUAGAUGAUUGUCUUCACCAUCGAUGAAUCAGGAAAGAGCACAGCAAACAUAAGAAACAUAUAACUUAAUAAAAAUUUUAAUACUUUUGGCUUCCCAUACUAAAACCACAACUUUAAACCUGAGUUUAAGUUAGACCCGACUUCAGAAUACAGGCCAUAAUGUUUCAGCAAGUGUGUUCUUACAAUCUUGAGGAGAAUUGGCAAAGUUUGGAAAAGCAGGCACUAAUUACUCUUGUGUGCACAGUACCUGGCAGAGUUCUUGUCUCUGAUCAGUUUGCUUGUAAAGUCACACGAGAGUGUGCACAUAGUAAUCAUGUAGAUACAGUACUUGGCAAAAUUGUGUCUUUGAGUAGUCUUUUGAAUUCCAUUCAGUACUUAUUCUAAGUGUCUUGAUCUCUGAAUUAUAUUUCAUGUAUUGUACUUAAUAAUGUUGUUUUUUCUGAUAUGAUAUGAUUCUGUUAAAAAUUUAGGGGAUUUCUUGUUCUAUGUUGAAAUUGGAUAUUCCACCAUCACCUUAGAAGACCAGGGGCCUGUCUUACAAAGCACUGUGAUAGAUCCAAUCAAUCGCAACUAUUGAAAUCCAUCAAUGUCAUAUUUCCUCAUGAAGGAAAUGUACACAAUAUCCUUUGGAAGUAAUGAGGGGAGCACUGAUUUAUCAAGACAAUGAUUCAUGUAAGAGCCUACAUUGUAUUUAGAAACACUUUGAAUGGAUGUUUGCAUUUUUAAUAGCUGUGUGUUGCUAGCUUUUCAUAGUUGCCAAUUAGUGGAUCAAUUGCAACUCUUUGUAAGACAGGGCCCUGUAUUCCUUCCAUCCACAUGUUGACAUCGAUCAGCAAGAGCCUGCCAUGGAUAACGAUCGAUAUCGACCAUAAGUACUAAAUCAUUCAUUAUCAAUCACCUUGAAAUUGAUUCAGCUUCCACUUAGUGAGACCAAUUAUUUGAAGUAUUGUGUUAAAUUGUUUUUCUGUCUAUACUUGUCACCUAAUCUUUCAACAUACACACAAACUUUGUACAUCAUAUAUUAUCAUGCCAAUGCUUUAAGGAGAAUGAAAUAUAUAUUUUACUGCAAAGUAGGUACUAGGCAUCAUGUAACCCCAGAUAAUCUUUGGCAGUGAAGCUUUCUGGAGUACAUUUUCUUAUCUGAAUAUUUUCAUGAAUUUGUUCAAUCUGUUGCCAUCUUUUUCACAAGUUGUCUUAAUAUGAACUUUGUCUAUGCACUCCUUAGUAGCAAUGUAGAGAGAAGUGAUGCGAGGUUCCACUUGCAAAAUUAAUGAAUCAAAACAAAAAAAAAAUCAUUGUAUUCAUGCUUUGUAGUUGUGUAUACGAGAAAAAUUUCAACUUUAUGCCUCUAUGCAGUCAAUAUUUAUAAUUUGUAUAUUAUUUGCUUUAUAUUAUUUUCUUUAUAUUUCAUGCCUUGGCUUGACGUAAAGUAUGGGUUUUGUGAAAACUGAUCUGGCGACUUUUGCUAGUUUAAUGUAAUUCUUCAAGCCAUAUAGACUGCCAUGGUAAACCAACAGUUUCAUUUGUUAAAUCAAGUGCAGGAGGGUAGGGGACGGGGGCUUUGCAAAACUUCCCUAUUCAGAAAAAGUGGAUUUGGGAAGCACACUACAAAUUACCUGAUAUUGUAGAAAAUCCAUGAGAAUUGAAAGUUGGAAAAUGACAAAUUGAUUCAACAAGAAAUUCUAAUUUUUCAUAAAAAUAGCCCCCCCCCCCCUGAAAAUCCCACUAGAAUGCAUUCCCAUGAGUCAUAAUUAGUAAAUGUCGCCAGAUCAACAUAUUUAAGGCCAGAAUCGUGUAUAGAUUGCAAAAAAAAAAUUGUUUUGUGUGCUUGAAAUGAUUUUGAAGAAAGUUUAUAUAAAGCUAGAAUGUUUCUAGGUGAGAUUUAUGCCAAGUUGAAAUGUAAAGAUUGGAUUGUAUUGGCAAAGAACAUUAAAUGUUUGAUAAAACAUGCAAA